CGGCCGCACACCUCUCCUCCAUCUCUAUAUUUAUUUCACCCACAACCUUCCAUAUACCAACACCAAAGCAAAAAUGGGUUGCGAUAGGUGGGUUAUGUUGGUCAUCCCCAUCAUUUAUGCCUUAAGUAAUGUAUCGGGUGAGCUUAAGAGAUUUGAGCAACCCAGCAAAGGCGAUGGUUCCCUUAGCUUUUUGGUCAUUGGAGAUUGGGGUAGGCGAGGCGCUUUUAACCAAUCUCAAGUUGCUUCUCAGAUGGGAAAGAUGGGAGAGAAGUUGGAUAUUGAUUUCGUAGUUUCAACGGGAGAUAAUUUUUAUGACAAUGGAUUGCGCAGCGUACACGAUCUGGCAUUUGAAGAGUCUUUCACCAAUAUUUACACAGCAAACAGCCUCCAAAAACAGUGGUACAGCGUGUUGGGGAACCAUGAUUACAGGGGUGAUGCUGAGGCACAAUUGAGCCCUCUUCUUACCAAAAUUGACACCAGAUGGCUUUGUCUUAGAUCCUUCAUUGUCAAUGCUGAAUUAGCUGAGAUCAUCUUUGUGGACACUACACCUUUCGUGAAGAGCUAUUUUCAAGACCCAGAAGAUCACAUUUACGACUGGCGCGGUAUAAAUCCUCGCAAACACUACAUUGCAAAUCUGUUGAAGGAUGUGGAGUGUGCAUUAAGAGAAUCAAAUGCAAAAUGGAAGAUUGUUGUUGGUCACCAUGCGAUUAAAAGCGUUGGGCAUCAUGGUGACACUAGGGAACUUGCUACACACCUCCUUCCUAUUCUCAAGGCUAAUAAUGUUGAUUUUUACAUGAAUGGUCAUGAUCACUGCCUAGAACAUAUCAGUGACACAGAGAACCCUAUACAGUUCUUAACCAGUGGGGCAGGGUCUAAGGCAUGGAGGGGAGAUGUGAAACAACUAAACAGAGAAGGACUAAAGUUCUUCUAUGAUGGUCAAGGUUUUAUGUCAGUGCAGUUGACCCAAUCUAAUGCAGAGAUUGCGUUUUAUGAUGUUGAUGGCAAGAUUUUGCAUAGAUGGAAUGCAUUCAAACAAUUUGGUGAUCAUUCAUCAAUAUAGCAUGUAGGCUUUAGUUUUAACUACAAAGUGUAUAUAAUGUUCUUCUUCAACAUACGGCUUGGAAUUGGGAGCUGUAUGUUAAACUUAAUUUGAAGAAUUGGUUCCUUACCACCAUUGCAAUGCAAGCUAAUUUUUGUAAUCAGAAACCGUUAUGUUGAAAACCCAUUAUUCAUUUUUGAAUUUAGUUUUCCUUUUUUUUCCCUUAUAAA
Molecule: messenger RNA, 1269 nt
Organism: Gossypium raimondii (Peruvian cotton)
Lineage: Eukaryota; Viridiplantae; Streptophyta; Magnoliopsida; Malvales; Malvaceae
Product: purple acid phosphatase 17
Exons: 7
Coding region: 74-1060 (328 amino acids)
Molecular function (GO): ferric iron binding; acid phosphatase activity; ferrous iron binding
Source: RefSeq, a predicted model, not a curated record